Messenger RNA from Globicephala melas (long-finned pilot whale), 3460 nucleotides. RefSeq names its product tumor suppressing subtransferable candidate 4 (gene TSSC4). Lineage: Eukaryota; Metazoa; Chordata; Mammalia; Artiodactyla; Delphinidae. The record is from RefSeq and is a predicted model, not a curated record.
GACUCCGUGGAGGGAGUGCCCCUUUGUUGGGCCUUGUGCCACCUGGAGCAGCCUCCACCCCCAUUCCUUGUGCACCACUGCCCAGCAGGGUCUGUGCGGGGCAGGCAGGCAGCCCAAGAAUGUGGUACAGGAUGUGGGGCCCCUGCAAGACUCCCCGCCCUCCUGAGGGCCAGCCCAGGAGGAUGGACACACUGCUCCCUCCCAAGGUCUGAGGGGCUCUUCUCUGACCUAGCUGCUUGCAGACGUCCCGUCAUGGGGCUGGGUGCCCACAUCUUGCAGGGGCUGGAGGGCAAGGCCUCAGCCACUACCUGGGGGAGCCUACCUGGCCCACCACCGUGGACUGAGGCCCAGCCACCUCUUGGGGUAGGCUGCUGCCCCCAGCGGGAAUGCUGGGUGAUGUCACCAUUAGCUGCAUGCAGGUACCCCCCUGCACGUACAUUAACUUGACCUCUUGAGACAAGUCCCUGGCUGGGAUUCAUACGUCAAGGGCUCCCUGGGGCCUCCUUGGGGGGCUGAUUUUGGAAACUAACCCCAGCCCUGCAUUGGGGGUCACAGGGCCUCAGCGGGCCUGCCCUUCCACAGUCCAGGGGGGUGCUGGUGGGUUGGGAAAACUGGAUGGCCCAAGGAACCAGCUCCUUUUUACUUCUCCCUGUGCUGCGAAGCCCUGGGAACAUCCUGGCCGAGGCCUGGGUGUCACCCCUGCUAGCUGCGGUGUGAACUAGCUGCCUUCUGUGGCCUGGACUCCGCGUUCCUGGUGAGGCCCUGCAUGGGGGUGGCGUUAGGGAUGAUCAGAACGGGCCCCGUUUCCUCUCUGGGUCCCUGGGCUAGGCCGCAGCAUGGCCUGAACCCUGGAUUCCAGGGCUGCAGCCCUGGGCGAGGGAGCGCGCUCUGGCCGUCCAGCAGGCGAGGCGCCAGCAGGGAAAGGGCGCCGGCCGCCUGGGCUCCGGGCCGAGGUACGUGCGGCCCGUCCAGGGGAGACUGGGAUCUGCCCUCCGCUUCCGGGCAGAAAUAACCAGCCAGGCCAUCGACCAUCGGCAGGAAUAGGUAAGGCCGCCUCUCCCAGGAGGGCUGCCUCACGGCGGGCCCCGGCAGUUGGGAGGUCGGCACGCCCCGCUGCCCGGCUCCCGGGACCCACGAGGGCGUGGCCGGCCGCUCUAGGCCAGGACCGGAAGUGCCCGGGAACAGCGCCGCACGCGUCGAUGCACUUCCGGUCCUCGCGGUUUCCGGCAAGCGGCGCUGCGGCCCCGGGAACGCGGCGCUGGCUGUUAGCCCUCGGGCAUCCUGGGAGUCGUAGUUCGGCCUCCCAGCCUCCCUCCUGGCCUUAGUCAAUUCCGGUCUCUUCGCGAGAGAGCGCCGUUUCCGGGAGGGAAGACAGCGAAUGCGCAGAGGCCACACUCCCGAUAGGCCUCGGGAGUAGCGGCCCAGUGACUUGUGGGAAAUGUAGUUCUUCAGGCGCGGAAGCCGCGGCCCUCGGCCGGCAGAGGACUCAGUUUCCCAGAGGGCCGAGCGCGGUGCAAGAUGGAGGCAGCCAGGCCGCGGUGAGCCGCUCUAAAACAGACACCAUUGGCGUUUACUUCGUGUCCCCUUUCCUGGAGUUGUGCCUUCAUUUUGGGAGUCACGCGAGGCCCAGAGGAAUGGAGAUCUUGCCUGUGUUUGACCUGGUGCCGGGCACUCAGAGACACUGCAGGUCUGCCUGGCCUGGUCCUCGAUGCCAAGGAUGUGUCUGCAGACUCGUCUGGAGCUCCAGGGCAUCUCACGGCGGUCAGGAGCACACCUCCUCCCCACGGAGCAGGCAGGCGCCCCGGCCUUUGUGGAGUACCCGCUGCCUGCCACGCAGCGUGCCUGGCUGAGAGAAGGCGUGCAGAGCAGAGGUCGCUCUCGGCCCUGGGUUCAAGCCCCCGCCCCCCCUGCAGCAGGCCUCCUAGUGGCUUUAGUCAGACUGGCUGGAGAGGAUUGAAUGAGGUGACACGUCAGAAGGACCAGCUCCUGGGCCUGGCUGUGUCAGGGGCUCUGUAAACCCAGGCCCACUCCCGGGGUGGCGGCUCCACUCCUGCAUGUCUGCCGUCUGGUCUGAGGGCUGCCUCUCCCUCCCUGCCCUCAGCCAGCCACUGAGCCACUGAGCAGAGCCGUGCCUGGCGGGGGCCGUUGCGACCAAGAACCUUCUCCAGCGCUCGGCCCACCUGCCGUCCAGCACAGGCACCCAGCAGCCAGGGAGGUGCGGCGUGGCUGGGGGACGCAUGGCUGAGGCAGGGGACGGCCAGCACUCCGUUGGCUCCGGGGGUGCCGCUCUGUCUCCCGACCCCGUCUGCCUCAGCGACUCGGAAUCCGACCUCAGCCUGCUCGACGAUGCUGAAGUGGAAGCUCUGUCUCCCGGGGGGCUGCCCGGGGAGGCCCCGGGGGAUUCGGGCCCCGAUGAGCCCCCCUCGCCCCCCAGGAGCUUCGCCACAGCGGCGGUGCAGCCCUUCCACCUGAGAGGCACGAGCCCCACCUUCUCCCAGCGCAGCCACGACAUCUUCGGCGGCCUGGAGCGGGCAGCCAGGCGGGCUCCGCCCUCUGCGGCCCCAGCCGGCCCUGGCGACAGUGGGGGCUUCCGGCAGCCGCUGACACUCUCCAGCCGGCCUCCAGCCGGGGGCCCGAGCAGGGCCACUCAGAAUCCCGCUCCCCUGAGGGUGCCCCCCGUUCCUGACUACGUGGCCCACCCCGAGCGCUGGACCAAGUACAGCCUGGAGGGUGUGGCUGAGGCCAGCAAACAGAGCAACCGGGCCGCCGCCCUGGCCUUCCUGGGCCCCCAGAGCCUGGCCGCCCCCAGCGGCUACGUGCCCUCCUUCAACCAGGACCCCUCUAGCUGUGGGGAGGGCCGGCUCAUCUUCUCCAAACCGGUGCGAACCGGCGAGGCCCGGCUUGAGAAGAGGAGGGUCCCGAGGAAGGCAGGGGAGCCGGGUGGGAGCCCCCACGGGAUCCCGGGGGCGGCGGGGGGCGAGGGCCCCGUGGAGCUGGCCCACCUGGCCAGGCCCGGGAGCCCGGAGGCCGAGGAGUGGAGCAGACCCCGGGGGCGCCUGCAGGAGGUGGGUGCACCUGAGGGGGAGGCCCUCGCGGGGUCUGGGGCCAGCGCCCUGCCAGGGGAGGCGGUGGGCUUCCACAGCAGCAGGAAGCGGAGCAGGGACCACUUCCGGAGCAAGGACAGCAGCCCCGAGGCCCCAGGCGCGGACGUCUGAGCGGGGAGACCGCCUGGCCGCCUGCCUGCCCUGGCCGAGCUGGAGGGACGGCCCCACUGUCCCCCCGGGGUGGCUUCAGGGACGGAGCAGGCCCGGGGCCCCACCCCCAGGGAAGGGAGCCAGCGGGCUGCCUGUCGGUGGCACCAGCGGCCAGGGCAGAGACCUUGCUGAGGGUGUGGGCCAGGGGUUGGCGGAAACCCUGACUCACCCCGUGCCCAGGGGCACAGUAAAGGCUCUGGGUGUUC